Messenger RNA from Anoplopoma fimbria (sablefish), 3340 nucleotides. RefSeq names its product RIC8 guanine nucleotide exchange factor A (gene ric8a). NCBI's taxonomy places the organism in Eukaryota, Metazoa, Chordata, Actinopteri, Perciformes, Anoplopomatidae. Gene Ontology annotation, molecular function: guanyl-nucleotide exchange factor activity; G-protein alpha-subunit binding. The transcript has 14 exons. Gene Ontology annotation, biological process: G protein-coupled receptor signaling pathway. The record is from RefSeq and is a predicted model, not a curated record. Bases 156 to 1934 code for a protein of 592 amino acids. Gene Ontology annotation, cellular component: plasma membrane; cytoplasm.
CAUGCCCUGAUGCAGUCAUCUGUGGGUGGUGACAAACUAUAGCGUGAAUAUACAACCUGAGUGACAAACACACACACACACACACACACACACACACACACACACUCUCAGUUCUGCUGUGACGGUGGAUCCAGGAGGAAGCUGCUGCUAGCUCAAUGGCGAUGAAAAUGGAUUUAAAAGCCACCAUAGAGCAAAUGGAGACGGGAGAGCAGGACACUGCCUUAGCGGCUCUACAGAGCUACAACACGGAGAUGAACCACUGCUUUACGUUCAGCAAGGAGGACGGGCGGGACAGAGAGCUUCUGGGUGGACUGGUCCUCGGUUUCCUGAACAGGGAGCUGCAGCCUUCCUGUCAGCUGGCCUGUCUAGAAACCGUUCGAAUCCUGUCCAGGGACCAACAUUGCCUGGAGCCCUUCAUCAGCCGCUCUGCCAUGGCCACUCUGGCCCACUACGCCGGCAUUGCCGUGGUCAGUACUGUCACACCUGUCCACAGCCAGCAGGCGGAGGGCCAAGUGGAGGGUGAGGAAGGAGAAGGGGAAGAAGAGACUGCAGAGGUACCCAGCGAGGAGGUGAGGGAAUCCUGCCCUCCUUCAGAAAACUCUGACCAGGAAGUGAUAGUUGAGUCUCUCAAGUCCAUCUCUAACAUCCUGCUACGCAACGAGACAGGACAGGCGGUAGCAGCAGAUCUACAGCUGAUAAAGGGUGUGGCAGAGAGGCUGAAGCAGUGCCAUGAUCCCACCUGGAUCCAUGAGGUGCGUUUCUUUGACCUGCGCAUCACCUUCCUGCUGACUGCCCUGAGAGUGGACGUCAGGGCGCAGCUUGUUCAGGAGCUUCACGGCAUCAGUCUGCUAGGCAACCAGUUGGAUGCCACACUGGGUCUGUGUUGGCCGGAUACAUUGGAGACGGCCAGAGCAGGGUUUGGAGAUGUGCCACCUGACCAACUGCCCCCGCUGAGCCGGCAGCAGACAGAACUAGCCAUGGAAAUACUGAAAAUACUGUUCAAUAUCACGUUCGACACAACCAGGCGCAAGGUCGAUGAGGAAGAGGCAGCAGAGUACAGACAUCUGGGAGCCAUACUGAGACACUGUCUGAUGAGCCAGGCAGACGGAGAGGAGCGGACCGAGGAGUUCCACAGCCACACUGUUAACUUACUUGGCAACCUUCCCCUGCUCUGUUUGGAUGUACUGUUGAUCCCCAAAGUGCAGCAAGGCUCCAUUGAGUACAUGGGGGUCAACAUGGAUGCUGUCAACAUGCUGCUGGGAUUCAUGGAGAAAGCACUUGACCGGGGACAUAAGCUGAAGGAAACCCUUCUUCCAUCACUGAAUCUGCUGACUGAGAGUGCCCGAAUCCACCGAGAGACCAGGAAGUUCCUCAGGUCAAAGGUGCUGCCCCCACUGCGUGAUGUGAAGAACAGGCCAGAGGUGGGCAAUGCUCUGAGGAACAAACUGGUCCGUAUUAUGACUCACAUCGACACUGACGUCAAGGACUGUGCUGCCGAGUUCCUCUUUGUUCUCUGCAAAGAAAGUGUUUCUAGGUUCAUUAAGUACACUGGAUACGGUAAUGCUGCAGGUCUGCUGGCUGCUAGAGGACUGCUCAGGGGGGGCAGAGACUCUGGGAUCUACUCUGAGGAUGAAGAGUCUGAUACAGAGGAGUACAGAGAAGCCAAGGCCCAUAUCAACCCAGUAACAGGAGUUGUAGAAGAAGAACAGCCCAACCCCAUGGAGGGAAUGACAGAGGAGCAGAAAGAACUGGAGGCCAUGAAGCUGGUCCAGAUGUUUGACAAGCUGUCAAGGACCAAUCUGAUCCAGCCCAUGCAGCUCGGUAUGGACGGGAAGAUGAGCAAGAUCUCUCCCGGUGAUCUGCAUAAACUGACCCACAAUCCUUUGUUCCAGCCAGAAGAGCCAACUAAUUCAGACAGUGAAGACGAGGCUUAGUAAACACAGAAGCAUGAAGGAAGAAACACAUUCAGUUCCUGUGAGAGAAUAUCGGUCUCAUUAUUUAAUCUAUUCACGUCACAUGGCCCAAACUGUUCCUGUUUACUUAUUCUGAUGGAGGGUGGAUUAUGGAAAAUUGGGAUUUGUUUAGUCAAAGUGAAAACAGAGCAUAUAGUACAUUGGAGGCUGCUUUCUAUCCUGUCAACUACAAAUCACCAUGUUUCAAUGAGUACCAUUAGUGUGUCGAAAAGAUUGAUUAACAUUCAUCUGAUCAAAAUAUUUCUAAUCAUGUAUUGGAAAAAAAAAUCUUAUGUUUUUAACUAACAAAAUAUUCUGCUUCAAAGCCCAUUUGUUGGCCUUUAGCCUUUCAUAAACAACAUUUUUACUUUGAUCAAAAAACUCUCCCGCUUGCUCCACACAAAGGGAAUCAUGCACUGCUAUCUAUUCUAUUCAUUAAAGAAAGAUGAUUUAAUAAAGAACACACUGAUCAUUAAAUGCUAUGGAUUUGUUAGAUGGUUUUUUUAGGGUGAUGACGUCGUAAAAUAUGACUUCAGACAUUAGAAGCUUCAUUUGAUAUCCUCGAUAAAAGCUUUGAAUGUAAAAAAUAAAUAAAUCAGUACAGCUCUACUUACAAUAUUCACACACAGAUACAACACUUUCUGGCACAUUCCUUGCUGUUCUGACUUUAAUGUGAUCAGUAAUUAGUUACACUUCAUCACUUGAUAAAGUCCACCACAAACACACUUUAAACUGUGGACACUGCGUUGACUAUUCCUGACUUCAGAAGGAAUCAGAAACCUUUCUGACAAAAAAACAGAACCUCAAACGCUUCAAAAAGCUGGUUUGUGUUGUUAUGGUUCCAGGUCAUUUAUUUUAGUAUGCUUUUAAUACCAGCAUGUGGGAAAGGACUUACUAACGGAGCAGUCGCAGCAUGAAAUGAUCAUACAGUUUGCAAAACACAAACCCAGUUUGGAUUUGAUUUGUUGAAGCUGUGAGGUCAUCAAGCUUUGAAAAAACUGUUUCUUUCCAGAAACCACAUCUGAUUCACUGUUACUCAGAACUAUCCACAGACCUCACUGUUUGCAUUUAGAACUGUUAACAUCAGAAAACUGUUUUGUGUUCACAGUGAAAACUAGACUCUGCCUCUUCCUUUUACAGUGUGUUGGAACUCUUGGUGAUGACAUGAAUGUGUGUCACUUCUUCCUUUAGUGAGAGCAAAGGAAAUUGUUGACAGCUAGCCAAAGAGCUGUACUUCAGUUUGUGACAAUGGAUGAACUGUAUUUGGGGAUUUUAGAUGCCUGUUGUUUUACAUAAAGAUGUUUUAUUUUUAGAAGUGAAAUGUGAAACUGCAGACAGAUAAAUUAUAAUUCAGUGAAGAUAGAAUACCCAUAUGCAAAGAAAGAGCA